Aquila chrysaetos chrysaetos is the source of this 2931-nucleotide messenger RNA. RefSeq names its product tescalcin (gene TESC). Gene Ontology annotation, molecular function: calcium ion binding. The record is from RefSeq and is a predicted model, not a curated record. Lineage: Eukaryota; Metazoa; Chordata; Aves; Accipitriformes; Accipitridae. The transcript has 6 exons. The coding region runs from base 1876 to 2661 and encodes 261 amino acids.
UGGGGUGCAGAGUGACACAGCGUUUGUGCAUACACAGAGCCUGCAUAUCUUUGUGGUUUCCAAAGCAAUGUCUAUAGACUAGCUGCCACUAGUGUCUCCUGUCACUGUCCAGUUGCAAUACAGUAGCUAUGUCAGAGAUGAGAAUUAGGUACUGUGCCCUGUAGAGUUAGGUGGAUGCUCUUAGUCUAUUAUAGCACUUCAGGUAUCGCCACGUGAAAUCACACAGCCCUUCUCUUAAAAGAAUGCUUGAACUGCAUGCCAUCCUAUUGAAAUAUUGAGCACUGAUUAAAUACGAGAAAUAAAUACUGAAAGCCCAGCUCUUUUGCCAGCAGAGUGGUGGUGGUGUGCAGGAAUCUUGGUGCUUUAGGAAGAAGAGCCCUGUGUGGUUAGUGCUGAGGAAUGGUGAAGGUGCUCUACUCCAGGUAGAACUGUGUCUUUAAAGAAGUCUGUACUGAAAUGAACUUGGAGGGAGGGUAGGAGCUGAAGAAUUUCUAUGGAAGCAGAAUGGAUCCAACUGAAAGCAGGGUAGGGAAUCAUUAGGCAAAAAUCUUAAAAAUCCAUCUCUUGUUUUUGAGGGCUGGAGUAGACCCCAACCCUCCAACCCUUUUUGAGGGUUGAAAGCAGAUCCCAAAAGAUUCCUAGCAGGGAUGCAAGGUUGGGAAUGGGUCUGUUGAGUCACAAGGUUGAUACUGGUAGCUGAGAACAGGCAUGCAGGAGCAGGGCUUGGGCUCCCCAUUCCCAGCCUCAGCUUUGAUGAGGGUAGCUCUGCAGCAGCAUAGAUAUCAGUGAGUUUCCCGGGGCUUUAUGCUCCCCUCUGCCAAACGGGCAGUCUGUUCACACCUUGCCCCUCUCAAGUGCAUCAAGGGAAUUGCUACAUACCAAGCUUAUAGGAGUCCUCAGCAAGAGGUGCUGCCUCAAUGCCAGGUCGAAUUGUGCCAUAAAAAAGCCACAGGAGUCAACAAAAAGCUGCCCAAAGUUUCUCUGAAAACUGGUGCUGGACAGUGCGUAUCUAACCCACUUGAAAACAUGCUGUAUACUUUAGGAUGGGGGUGCCAGAGUAGCUGGCAGAACCUGUUAUACCCAUCUGUCUGGGGCCACCCUAUGUUUGUACUCUGAAGAGAGUCUGGACAAGGAGGAAGCGUGGGAGCUGCUUCUUACAAGGUUCACGCUCACUUCCCCCACCCACAGACUCUUAACGAUUUCCGUUUUUGCAUGGGGUGCAAAAGGGGAGCGUUACUGUGCAAUAGGGGACAGAGGUACUGCAAGUGACUUGCAUACACAAGGCAACACAGCCAGCCCUGUAACUAAAACUUCUUGUCACUUCAGCAAAUGUUUUGUAGAGAAACUGUGCUCUCAGGACAGGUCUGCCUGCCUACCCUGCUGUGCAGACCGUGUCAGUGCCUGGUUAUGUGGGUGUUGGUGUCGUCCAGCAGCGUCGACACAGCCUUGUAUGUGCCAAAUUCGGAAAAGACUGGAGGCAUUUCAAUAGGCACCGCACAACAUCAGCACAGGGUCCAAGUCCCAUUUUGGGACUUCAGGCAAAACCAAAGGAAAUGGUGUGUAAAGGCUCCCCCUUUUUGUUCCUGUUUGGUUAGGCAUGCCCCUUGCCCCGUUCUGUCCUGCCGCUGGCCGUGGGGUAGGCUGUGUUGCAUGCUAUGGGUUGAGUCUUUGGUCUUGGUGAGGAGGAAUUCCCACGUAAGUAUUUGCAGCUGUGGGAGACCUCAGCCCAAGCAUCCAGGGUGGCCAGGGAAAACUGGAAAAAAACCCACCAGGCUACCUCUCUAUCCCUGCUUGAGCACCUCUUGAAAUGCACAUCAGUUCCCACAGGCUGAGCAUCCGAGGUCCAGCACAGCCGGGAAGUGCCUCUUUGGGUCGAUGGAGGUCACGCAUGAGGUGUUCGCCUAUGCAUCAGGCGGGUCUUCUGACCCCUCCUUCUCUCCUGGCAGCACAGGCGUCUUUGCAGUCAGCAUUUCCCCCAGAAGACAGCAGUGGAUCCCAAAAGUUCCUUGUGUCCUCACCUCUGAACAAAUCGAGCACUUGCACCGACGAUUCAAGCAGCUGAGCCGGGACCAGCUGACGAUCCGCAAGGAGAAUUUUGACAGCAUCCCCGAUCUGGAGUUCAACCCAAUUAGGGGGAAAAUCGUCCAUGCUUUUUUCGACAAGCGGAACCUGCGGCAGGAGUCGGAUGGGCUGGCGGAUGAGAUAAACUUCGAAGACUUCCUGACCAUCAUGUCCUACUUCAGACCCAUCGAGAUGAACAUGGACGAGGAGCAACUCGAUCGCUUCCGGAAAGAGAAACUUAAAUUCCUCUUCCAUAUGUAUGACUCGGACCACGACGGGAAGAUCACGCUGCAGGAGUAUAGAAAUGUGGUGGAGGAGCUGCUGUCGGGGAACCCUCACCUGGAGAAGGAGUCGGCGCGGUCCAUCGCUGACGGGGCCAUGAUGGAGGCAGCCAGCAUCUGUGUGGGACAAAUGGUGGGAGCCGGUUCCUUGCUCUACCGUGGCACAGAGAUACACAGAUGGUAUCGAAAACAGGGCUGGAAGGUGUCCAUCCUGCCCGGCGCAUCUUCCCUGUCCCCAGGCUGCUUUGGCUGGAGAAGAUUUUUAUGCAGGCAGCAGCUUUCAGGGUUGUUUUGGUUUUUUUUUUUUUUUCCCUUAUAAGAGUCCAAGGGUGAUAAGCAAGGAGCAUCCCAUAAAGCACGAUCCUCAGUGCUUGGGGCUUUAGUGCUUAUAAAAAGGGCAGGUCCUUGCAGCCAUAGUGGUUCUGGGAACCAAUUUUGGGCUGGCCAUGGGGCACGGUGCAGGACCAGCACUGUGCGCCCAUGGGAGACGUGUCCCACAGCCCCAAGGGACCCAUCCUCUGGUCACCCAGUGCCCCGAGGCCCCUGCCCCAUCGGCGUGGGGCAGCUGUAAUGUUUUCUCUCUUGCUGC